Messenger RNA from Schizosaccharomyces cryophilus OY26, 989 nucleotides. Its product is annotated as GTPase regulator Nrf1. The coding region runs from base 287 to 655 and encodes 122 amino acids. Gene Ontology annotation, cellular component: vacuolar transporter chaperone complex; fungal-type vacuole membrane. The record is from RefSeq and is a predicted model, not a curated record. The transcript has a single exon. Lineage: Eukaryota; Fungi; Ascomycota; Schizosaccharomycetes; Schizosaccharomycetales; Schizosaccharomycetaceae.
UCUUCCUUCUUCCUUCUUCCUUCUUCCUUCUACAAAAGCAUAUUUUUUUUCUAUUUUAUAUUUUCUUUCGAACCAGCUUUCGUUUAUGAUACGAUAAGAAGUUGCAGUGCACAUCACUAAAUACAAAAAGUCUUCCCCUAACUGAGGUAUCUGUGUACGUUACCUUUGUCAAAACGUUUUUAAAAAUCGAGUAUUCAUUCGGAUUCCUGGUAAAUUUAAUAGUCGGUUACAUUCAUUUACAGAAAGGAAAGUUUUUUUAUUUUUCCAAGCUUUACAGUGAUUAUAAAUGUCGACUCAGCCACUUUUGCAAACUACUCCAGGAAAGAGAAUUGCGCUCCCAGUUCGGGUAGAGCCUAAGGUUUUUUUUGCUAAUGAACGGACAUUUCUUUCUUGGCUUAGCUUUUCCGUUGUUUUAGGUGGUUUAUCUGUAGGUUUGCUAAACUUUGGUGACAGAAUUGGAAGAAUCAGUGCCGGACUUUUUACCAUUGUGGCAGUAGGAACGAUGGGUUAUGCUUUAGCUAUUUAUCAUUGGAGAGCAUCUGCAAUUCGAAGAAGAGGAAGUGGUCCUUAUGAUGAUCGUUUAGGACCUACAAUCUUGUGUUUUGUAUUAUUAGCGGCGAUUUUGACAAAUUUUGUUUUAAGAACCUUUUUUUGAAAAGGAAAUCAAGAAGAUGAGCGCAAAUUUUGUUUCAAUUGAUGCCUCACCCGUGUCGCAACUUUAAUUUUGUGUAUGAACGUAUCUUUAAUCUAUAACCGAACGGAUGUGCCCAAUGUUCAAUGAAUUAUUUCUGUUUAUUCUUCCUAAUUUCCUUUUCCUUCAUCUUGUUUUCCAUACAAUUACGAGGAUAUUUCAGUAAUCUAUAUAGAUAACUGUGUUUGUUUUGCAAUGAAUGUUCCCAUGAGUAAUUCGUUCUUUCGUAUUCCAUUUUGUUGUAAAUUUUUCUUUUGUUUGCAACUUGUUAUUAUUUUAAACAAAAAAUAUUUAUUAG